Molecule: messenger RNA, 3614 nt
Organism: Carassius carassius (crucian carp)
Lineage: Eukaryota; Metazoa; Chordata; Actinopteri; Cypriniformes; Cyprinidae
Product: tripartite motif-containing protein 66-like
Exons: 15
Coding region: 467-3544 (1025 amino acids)
Molecular function (GO): zinc ion binding; protein binding
Source: RefSeq, a predicted model, not a curated record
UCCAUUCCUCAUAUUGGCAGGGCUUUUAAUGAGACGUUAACCGAUUGAUCAAAGCUGUGCUGUGUUCCAUAUUUGUCUGUUUUACUUUUGCUGGAAAAAUGAUGCGUUUAUACGUCCAGAAAUAUUUAUAAGGAUUUCGAAGUGCUUUGUUUCUCCACUAAAAAUAAAUGAAGCUAGCAUAGAGAGUGACUCACCGAGGUCAAGUGAGGUCUUUCUUGCUAUAUCGGUCAAAAUGAUUUGAACAUACUUAAAGCCUCAUUAAACCUGCAGGACUCGGAGAGAUUCCACGUGCUCAUAUUAACACAUUUGUUUUCCAGCAUUUUUCCAUUGUAACCUUUCUUUUAAAUAUUUGAUGCUUGAUUACAGAUAAUGUGUUCUUAAUGGGAAUCGGCUGAUUAGACCUCAUUUCCUCUCUUCUGUUGUCUUGCGUGUCUCAGGAGCUGGUUGCUGCGGGCAUGCAGUUGUCAUGUGUCCUCUCCAUAAACAGGAGCCUCUGGAACUCCUGUGUGAAACGUGCGACCUCUUGGCCUGUAACAUCUGUCACCUGUCCGCCCACAAAGACCAUCGACUGGUGCAUGUUGGGAAGGCUCUGCAAGACCAGCGCUGGCUCCUGCAGAACCUCAUGGCCCGAGUGGAGGAGAAGAGAUCUGCUGUGGAGAGCACCGCUAAACAGAUCCAGGGCAGGCUCCAUGGUAUAAAGAUCACGCAGAGGAAGGCAGAGAACCAGAUAAAAAUGGCUAAGAUGAUUAUGAUGAACGAGCUUAACAAACGGGCCAACCUAUUAAUAGAACAACUAGAGAGUAUUUCCAGUGAUUUCAAGCAGCGUCUGGAGGACCAGCUGCAGGGGGCCAUAGAGCUGUGCAGCCAGCUGGAGCACGUGAGGAACUUCAUUACCUGGGCUACAGCCCACCACAGACGCAAUCCACUGCUAUUCAGCAAAGAGCUGAUUGCUCUUCAGAUGCAGCAGUUAUUGGAGCCACUGAUGCUCUCAGAGGCUUGGACCCCGUUGAAAAUCAAGUUUAACUGGGAUGCCAGCUUCUGGACCAAGCAGAUGUCCACUUUAGGUCAACUUGUUGUUGAAGGUGGAAGUCGUCCAUACCCAGAGGUUGUGGGUCAUCCCAGUAUCCUGCGACCCCAGACUGUCCAAUGCAUAGCAAUGCCUCCUCUGUGCCAUGGGGUGCGGGAACCUGGCUGCGCCUGCCAGACCUUCUGCCAGCCUCCGCUCUGCUGUCUUCACUGCAGACCUACUCAAUCCGUCCCUUUGGAUAAAUUCCCUUCCCAGUGUCCUCAGGCCGCCAGGCAGAGCUCCCCGCCAUCUCUUCACAGCUGCUGGGAGGCUGAUGCAUCUGUCCAGGUGCAUCCACCUGGAGCUCACCCUGGAUCUGACACCGUCCAGCAUGGAACCAGCUCCGCUUCACUUCGACAGCCUGUUGGAGCCAACAACCACCCGUUGCCUGAGCCUCUCCUUGCUAGUUCCAACCAGGCUGCCAUGAAUGGGAGAAACUCUGCACUAGGCCAGCCUCCCUGUGAAAGAGGACACACAUCUGCACCCCAAGCAGCUACAGGUCAAGAAGCAUCAUCAGACAAAGAACUGCCACACGUCCGUAAUCAGGCUCAAGUGCAGAUGACCACAGAAACCAGCAACCAGCCCAUGAUUGAACUGCAGCCUAUCAUUGCUCGCGUCAAUGACGACAGGAGAUCCUCGGCGCUGGAGAUGUUCACACGGGCUCAAGGCCGAGGAGAUGACGGCCAGAAACGUUCCAGUUCGAAGAGGGCGACCAGGUCUCAGAGCACCUCAAAAGGACCCAGAGGACCUCGUAAAAGGCUCUGUAAAGACAGGCCACCCAGGGCUGCUCAUAGCCUGGCAACAGUGGCUGGGGACCAGGGAUGCACAACGCAGCAGCAGAUCUGUGCACGACUCGAUGCUUCUGAGAUGAUCAUAGGACAUAUAAACAGUCACACUGCAUCCUCUCUGACCACCUACAAGUCUGAACCAGAUCAUGUAUAUGCAUAUGCCUAUGAAAACAGAAGGCUGAAAACCAGAAAGAGGAAAAGACAAGAUCCAGACACCAGUGAUAAAGAAGCCCCAGAUGGUUCGAAGGUUCCAGUUGUGUGUCUUGAGCGACUCAAGAUCCUAGUGUCACGACAUCCACCACAGAACCAUCAGAGCACAGACCUUUCUUCUCAAACAGAGCCUGGACUCAAACCUGAAGAAACUGUCUUCAGGGUGCUAGAGAGAAAGGUUACUUCUCAGGGAACUUUGGAUAAGGAGUCAGUUCAGACAGAGGACAGCAUGUCGCCCAUAGAGCAGCUAUCACCAGAACAUCUGCCUAGCAGUGAAUCAUCUGGCUCACUUGACGUCUCUCAGCCUCCUGUGCAAGAAUUUUGCAACAUAAACCAAGAGUCCAGGGUACUAGCCAUCUCCAAUGAUUUAGACCCUAUCUUACAACCUGACACAGAAGAAAUAAACUCCCCAUCUGAGCUCAAAUCAGUGACAGGUUCUGAUUUCCAAACUGAAUCCACAAGAGAGGCUGAAGCAGAUGCAGAUGUGGAAUCAGAGCUCCUGCAGGAAUCAGAUCCGAGCGCUGAAUCCGAACUGCAGUUCGAAUGUGAAUCGGAAUAUAUUUCAGAGCAGCCUCCUGAAUUGGUGCUCUCGGCUUCUGAACAGGAAUUUGAAUCGGAUCCAGAUUCCACGGCCGAAGUUACUCUGAAUCUUGAACCAGAUUCUGAAUGGGAAGCGGAGCAGCCGGUUCUUCCACCUACCGCCGGCUCCGAGACUGUAUCAGAUCCUGCCGUUGAACGUCAAUCUGCAGAGGAAAGCCCUGAGAUAGAGAAUGAAGACUUCUGUGCAGUCUGUCUCAUCGGAGGAGACCUUCUCUGCUGUGAUCGUUGCCCCAAAGUCUUUCACCUGUCAUGCCAUGUCCCUCCUCUCCAUAGUUUCCCCAUAGGCGACUGGAUUUGCACCCUGUGCAGGGAUGUGGAGCAGCCAGAGGUGGAAUCUAACUGUGAGAAUGACCAGAUGUCCACGGGUUUGCUGCCACAUGGGCUGUCUGCGUGUGACCAGAGGAAAUGCGAGAAGUUGACGCUGCUGAUCCUCAGCAACAUUCUCAGCGCUCCGUUCCACGAGCCUGUUAGCCCUCUGGCCCGUCAUUAUUAUCAGAUCAUCAAGAAACCCAUGGAUUUGUCUGUCAUUCGGAACAGGCUCAGCAGGACCAGCAACACACACUAUCGCUCCCCGCAAGAGUUUGUGGCUGAUGUCCUGCUCAUGUUCAAAAACUGUGCCAAGUUCAACUACCCGGACUCAGAGGUGGCUCAGGCAGGCCAUAGUCUACAGUCCUUUUUCACAUCCAAACUGAGGGAGGUUUUCCCAGAUCUGACCUGCCCUGUCCAGGUGGAGGAGGAGGAGGAGGACUCAGACAAUGAGGAUUAUGAGGAGCUGGAGAGAGCUAUGGCGACUGGAUUUCCCUGGCCUGAGAGAAAAGAGCAGAGCCACAGGAAGAGGAAGAGAAGGCACUCCCUCAACUGGAGGAGAACUCACUAUUAGUUUUGCCUCUAUAAAUAUGUACAGAGACUUUUGACCUACUCGCUUUGAGUUUUCCAUCCUGGGCGACUUG